Messenger RNA from Sphenostylis stenocarpa, 825 nucleotides. The record is from the annotation of a GenBank genome assembly. NCBI's taxonomy places the organism in Eukaryota, Viridiplantae, Streptophyta, Magnoliopsida, Fabales, Fabaceae.
AUGGACGUCGCCGGAAACUCCAUCGCCGGAGCUUCCAAGACCUACGAACGUUUGCAGGAACUAAAGUCCUUCGACGAAUCCAAAGCUGGCGUCAAAGGCCUCGUCGACUCUGGCAUCACCAAACUCCCACGGUUCUUCACCCGUCCGCCGGAGGACCUCGCCGCCGGCGAUCCAGCCAGCCGCCGGAGGACCUCGGAGGCGUCGCCAGAGACCGCGCCGGGGUUGUGGCUGGUGCUUGAGGAAACACUGGCGGCGGCGCGUGAGUUCCACGAGCUGGCGCAGGAGGUGAAGGGGGAGUAUUACAGCAGGGAGUUGAUGAAGAAGGUGAAGUAUGUGAGCAACUUUGAUUUGUAUAAGUCAAAGUAUGCUAAUUGGAGAGACACUCUUUUCUGUGUGAUGGGUCCUGAGCAUCUUCAUCCUCAAGAAUUGCCUCCUAUUUGUAGUUCCAUUGCUGCUUUAACUUGGGAUGUAACAAUGGAAUACUCCAGGCAAGUUCAUGUGCUGGGGAGAGUUUUAUUUGGGUUGUUAUCAGAGGCACUUGGACUUAACCCUGAGCAUCUUGAAGCCAUGGAUUGUGCAAAGGGUCACUCAAUUUUGUUUCACUAUUAUCCAGCACGUCCUGAGCCUGAACUCACUAUGGGCACUACCAGGCACUCAGACCCUGACUUCCUUACAAUUCUGCUUCAAGAUCACAUUGGAGGGCUCCAAGUUUCGAGCCAUAAUGGAUGGGUUGAUGUUCCCCCUGUUCCUGGAGCUCUAGUAGUUAACAUUGGAGAUCUGUUACAGGUCUUUUUCUCUUCCUCCCUUUUAAUACUCGAUGAAUGA